Mastomys coucha (southern multimammate mouse) is the source of this 2883-nucleotide messenger RNA. It is a transcript of the gene Htatsf1, whose product is annotated as HIV-1 Tat specific factor 1. Bases 251 to 2554 code for a protein of 767 amino acids. Gene Ontology annotation, molecular function: RNA binding. NCBI's taxonomy places the organism in Eukaryota, Metazoa, Chordata, Mammalia, Rodentia, Muridae. Gene Ontology annotation, biological process: mRNA splicing, via spliceosome. Gene Ontology annotation, cellular component: U2 snRNP; U2-type spliceosomal complex. The transcript has 10 exons. The record is from RefSeq and is a predicted model, not a curated record.
CUACGUCGCCAGGCGCGGACAAUGGCGACUGCAUCAGCCUGAGGCGGACUUCGUUCUCCAAUAGUUGUCCGGCGUGGCAGGAGGAAGCCGUGGGGCCUCCGGAGUCAGCCGCGGCGGUGACAGCGCGCUUGCGCGCUUCCGCCUCGCCCUGGACUUAGCGGCGGCGGCGGCGAGGCCCCCGCGGAGGCCGCCAGCGCCCUUUUGGCCUCUUCAGUUCUCCGACCGCUGCGUCCGGGACUACGCGAGAACCAUGAGUGGCAACAACUUGAGCGGGAACGAGGAGUUUGAUGAGCAGUUGCGAAUGCAAGAAUUGUACGGAGGAGACCCCAAGGAAGGUGACACCCAGAAUGAGCCCUCUGGAGAAACCGAUUCUUUGGGACAACCACCAGAUGACACUCCCUAUGAGUGGGACCUUGAUAAGAAGGCUUGGUUCCCUAAGAUCACCGAAGAUUUCAUUGCUACGUAUCAGGCUAACUACGGCUUUUCUAGUGAUGGUGCAUCCAGCUCUACUGCGAAUGUCCAGGAUGCCAAUACUAAGACUGUAGAAGAACCUCCACAAAAAGAAAUCCCAGAAACCACUGACUCCAAACGGAAGGGAGAAAAGAGAAAGGCUGAAUCUGGAUGGUUCCAUGUUGAAGAAGACAGAAAUACAAAUGUAUAUGUGUCAGGUCUCCCUCCAGACAUUACAGUGGAUGAAUUUAUACAGCUUAUGUCCAAAUUUGGCAUUAUUAUGAGAGAUCCUCAGACUGAAGAAUUUAAGGUCAAACUUUACAAAGAUGAUCAAGGAAAUCUUAAAGGAGAUGGGCUUUGUUGUUAUCUGAAGAAAGAAUCUGUGGAACUUGCAUUAAAACUUCUGGAUGAAGAUGAAAUUAGAGGCUACAAACUGCAUGUGGAGGUGGCGAAGUUCCAGCUGAAGGGUGAAUACGAUGCCUCAAAGAAGAGGAAGAAGUGCAAAGACUAUAAGAAGAAGCUCUCUCUGCAACAGAAGCAGUUGGAUUGGAGACCGGAGAGACGAGCUGGACCAAACCGGCUGCGCCAUGAGCGAGUUGUCAUUCUCAAAAAUAUGUUUCACCCCAUGGAUUUUGAGGAUGAUCCAUUGGUACUGAAUGAGAUCAGAGAAGAUCUUCGAGUAGAAUGUUCAAAGUUUGGGCAGAUUCGGAAGCUCCUUCUGUUUGAUAGACACCCAGAUGGUGUGGCCUCUGUGUCCUUCAGAGAACCAGAGGAGGCUGAUCAUUGUAUUCAGACUCUGGAUGGAAGGUGGUUUGGUGGCCGACAGAUCACUGCUCAAGCCUGGGAUGGGACUACAGAUUAUCAGGUAGAGGAGACCUCAAGAGAAAGAGAGGAAAGGCUGAGAGGCUGGGAGGCAUUCCUCAAUGCUCCUGAAGCCAACAGAGGCCUCCAGCGUAUGGAUUCCAUCUCCAGUUCAGAAAGGCCAGGGCCUUCCAGAGUGAGGCAUUUUUCAGAGCACCCAAGCAUGUCUAAUAUGCGUGCUCAGGAAGCUACAACUGGAAUGGAAUUUGAAGAAACUAUCGAUGAAAAUAAGUUUGAAAAGGCAGAAGAUGGGGGAGAAUCCGAAGGAGAUGCUUCUGAAAAAGAUGCCAAAGAAGGUGGGUCUGAUGGGGACUACCCUGAGAAAGAAAGUGGAGAAGGCUGCUCCAAGAAAGAGAAUGAAGAGGGCUGCCCCAAGAGAGAGAGCAGAGAAGGCUGCCCUGAAAGGGCGCUUGAGCCUGAAGAGGGUAAUCCUAAAAAGGAGUCUCAAGAGAAUGGCCCUGAAAGAGAAGCUAAGAAGAAAAGCAAAGAGAAUUAUGAGAAGAAUGGCCUUGUGAAAGAAUCUGAAGACAAUGACCUCAGUAGGGAGUCUGAAGGGGAAGACAGCCUCAAGAAAGAGUCGGAAGAUGACUCAGACAAGGAGUCUGAGGAAGACAGCUCAGAAAAGCACUCUGAAGAUGCCUCUGACAAAGAGUUAGAAGAAAAUGGUGUUAAAAAAGAUGUUGACCAGGAUGCCUCUGACAAGGAGUUCCCAGAAAAUGUGGAGAAAGAGUCAGAAGAAAAUGAGACUGACAAAUCAGAAUUUGAUGAAGGUUCUGAAAGAGUGUUAGGUGAGGAAGGCUCUGACAGAGAAUUUGAGGAAGAGUCAGAUGAAAAGGAGGAUGAUGAUGAUGAUGAUGAUGAAGAGGAGGAAGAGGUUGUAUAUGAAAGGGUUUUUGAUGAUGAUUCUGAUGACAUUGAGGAGGAAGAAGAAGCAGAUGAAAAGGAGUGUGAAGAUGCUGAUGACAAAGAGGAAGAUGAUGACAUAGAUGAAAAGCUCUUUGAUGACUCAGAUGAGAAGGAAGAUGAAGAAGACACAGAUGGAAAGAAAGAUGACGAUGCCAGUGAUAAAGUAUUCGAAGACAAUUCCAAUGAGAAGUUGUUUGAUGAGGAAGAAGGUCCCAAUGAGAAGUUGUUUGAUGAUUCUGAUGAAAGAGGGACUGUGGGGAAUGUGAAAGAAGAUGGGUCUCAGUCCACAGACAGCAGCUUUGCCCUCAGUAGUAGUGAUGAUGAUGAUGAAGUGUAAUCUUUUCCAGUUGCUUCUUAGGGAGAGCCCUGCAUCUCCAUUUGCCCACGCUUCAGGGCCAAUAGUAGUGUUAUAUCAACAUAUGUAUAGUGGUAGGAUGCCAUCAGACUAAUGUCUCAAAGGUUUUUGUUCUCACCUGUACCAGUGGAUUUAAAUAUGUUUAUUGGUUCUUCAGUUCAAAACUUCAUAGUCACCAUGCAAGUAAACUGGAUACCUGUCAUUUUGUUGGAUUUGUUAAAUGCAUGCAAAAGAAUAUUUUUAAAGUAUUCUAAUUGGAGUUUGUGAUAUUCAGAAAUAAAGAUUAAAUUGGUAAUAUGCAGAACCUGAAA